Messenger RNA from Coniophora puteana RWD-64-598 SS2, 495 nucleotides. RefSeq lists its product as uncharacterized. The record is from RefSeq and is a predicted model, not a curated record. The coding region runs from base 1 to 495 and encodes 164 amino acids. NCBI's taxonomy places the organism in Eukaryota, Fungi, Basidiomycota, Agaricomycetes, Boletales, Coniophoraceae. The transcript has 4 exons.
AUGUCUCCCAUGCGCACCCACCUCACAGACACCACCAUAGCUCCCUAUUUACUUGAAGCGCGGACCCGCCGCGCCAACAUCUCCGUUAUGUGGCGGCGCGCAGACCAAGGGAGAUCCUGCACAUCCUGUUUAAAAGCCGAAGCUCUCUGCUACCACCGUGCGGACGAUGGGGAGCAGGGGCUAAGCGCCUGCCUUCGAUGCCAUAAUAGGGCGGAGAAGUGCCGCGUUGCAGGCGUCAUGUCGCGCCGAGCCAGGCAGCAGCAAGCCAAUUCUGAGGGUUUGAAGCAGUACAUUGACGCGAACAAGGAAAACGGCAAUGACUCCAAGCCCCCGAAAAUCCGUCGCUCGCAACCUUCUCGUACAAGGAUUAGGGAAACUACGGGUACUACGAAUAAAAAGAAAUGCGGCGACGCCCGCGUUCCUCUCAUCACGCAUGGCCUCGUAAAACUAUGCGCAGAACUUUUAAGUGAAUUACAGGUUAGCAUCGUUCCCUGA